This is a messenger RNA of Lates calcarifer (barramundi perch), 1318 nucleotides long. RefSeq names its product ubiquitin carboxyl-terminal hydrolase 17-like protein B. Gene Ontology annotation, biological process: protein deubiquitination. The record is from RefSeq and is a predicted model, not a curated record. Gene Ontology annotation, cellular component: cytosol; nucleus. Gene Ontology annotation, molecular function: cysteine-type endopeptidase activity; cysteine-type deubiquitinase activity. NCBI's taxonomy places the organism in Eukaryota, Metazoa, Chordata, Actinopteri, Centropomidae.
CGCAGCACUCCAGGAAACGUAGGGACGAAAGAGAAAGUGUUUCUGGGGUUUAACUUUGACAGGAGAUAGAAAUCCUCCUCGUAUGAGUCGAUAGUAAAAAGAGAAGUUAUUUUCCAACAGUCUGCAGGAAUGUCUGGAAAGUGUGACUCUAUCAGCUGAAGUGCAGCUGGUAACAGUGUGGAGGUGGACUGAUCGAGUCUCCAAAAAGAGAAGAAAAAUGAAUUACUAUGACAAUGAUCUACAGGUGUUCGCUCCUCCAGCAGCAAAUAAAAAGUACCAUGGCCUGUUAAACCAAGGAGCAACGUGUUACUUGAACAGUGUGCUGCAGGUGCUGUUCAUGACCGAAGACUUCAGAGAGGCUGUGGAAAGGUUCACCUGUGGCUCUGAUCUCAUUGAUCAUCAUCUUCAAGCCCUGUUUGAAGACUUGAAGAAAAGAACAACAUACACUUAUAACAUCACAAAGAAACUGGGCAUCGACAGAGUGAAUGAACAGCGAGAUGCUGCUGAGUACUAUGAGAAGAUUUUAACUCAGACCAGUCAUGAAGCAUCAAAGAUCUUCCACGGACAGUUGACACAUGUGACCAUAUGUUCCACAUGUCGUGCAGAGAAAAACAGAGAUGGGCUGUUUUGGCAUCUUCCUCUUGAGUUGGUGGAUUCCUACAGUGAAGACUACAGCGUGGUGGAUGGGACCGAGGAGUAUUUCAGAGAUUUGAAUUUCAGUGGAGAAAACCAGAUGUACUGUGACCAGUGUGAUGCCAAAUCUGAUGCUACUGUGAAAUGUGUGAUGAAGCAUCAUCCAGAGGUUUUGACGCUGCUGCUGAAGAGGUUUCAGUUUGACUACUACUACAUGUCAUAUGUCAAAAACCCCCGUGUUGUGGAUGUUCCCUCCACCCUACACAUCCCAGAGAAUCAGACGUAUGAACUGUAUGCAGUGGUUGAGCAUUUUGGUGGUCUCAGAAGUGGACAUUACACUGCAAAGAUCAAGUCCCAGGAGGAUGGGAGAUGGUACAACUUUGAUGAUAGCAAUGUCACACUGCUUGAUUAUCAGCCAUCACAGGAGGAUCACAGUGAGAAAUCCUACAGCGCUUAUCUUCUUUUUUACAGAAAAAAGAAAAUCCACUCUGCAGAUACUUGUUCUCAAGGUGACCGGGAGGUGUCAACCAGUGGAGGUGUCCCACCUGUUACCAGUGUCAUCUAUGACCAUGGUCAAGAUGCUGAACAGUUUAGAAAGAGAGAGGAAGAUGAGAAGACAGAGGAGAAAGUGGGUAAUGACCCUGUAGAGCCUGUUUCCAACGACAGAAAUGAACAAACAGGAAUU